Vicia faba (fava bean) is the source of this 480-nucleotide messenger RNA. NCBI's taxonomy places the organism in Eukaryota, Viridiplantae, Streptophyta, Magnoliopsida, Fabales, Fabaceae. The record is from the annotation of a GenBank genome assembly.
AUGAUGAAUUGGAAUCUCAAUGAAGCAAAGAAAGAUUUAGAAGAACAGUUAAGAGAUGCAAUUUGGGAGAUAAAUGCUUUGCAUAACAAGAAAUGCGAGUUGAAGUUACAAAAUGAACAAAGUCAAAAGGAAUGUUCAGAAACGAUAAAGAAGCUAACAGAAACAGUUGAUCUAACACAUCAAGAGAACAAACAUUUCAAAACGAAUACACAAUUGAUGGAAAGAAAAAUGGAAGAAUUGGCAGAAGGAGUUCGACAAAAAAUGGAAGACAGUAUACGCAUAUUGCACCGGAGGGUCCAUGUGACAGAAUUGCUGAAUAACGAAAACAAAGACUCUUACAAAUCCACAAAGCAAAAGUACGAGGAAGAGAGCAAAAUAUUUGGUGAAAAAAUUGCUGAUUAUGAAGAUGAAAUUAGGAGGCUGAGAGAAAAGGUGUUGAAAUUAGAAGCUGAUAUAGGAGCAAGGAAGGAGAAAAUAUGA